This is a messenger RNA of Desarmillaria tabescens, 1806 nucleotides long. RefSeq lists its product as uncharacterized. Bases 1 to 1806 code for a protein of 601 amino acids. NCBI's taxonomy places the organism in Eukaryota, Fungi, Basidiomycota, Agaricomycetes, Agaricales, Physalacriaceae. Gene Ontology annotation, molecular function: protein binding. The transcript has 4 exons. The record is from RefSeq and is a predicted model, not a curated record.
AUGUCCUCUCCUGGACCUCAAGACGAACUUACAUCCACCGUCUUCGGGGCCGUCCAAGCCUUACCUCCGUCGAGGAAGGCAACGUUUCUCCUCGAUACAUCAUUGGCUUUGAUAGAGUCAGGACAGUACGGUGACGACGUGGAAAAUUACCUCGAGGUGUAUCUGAGGACGCCGAAUUUACCUCAGGAGGAGGUGGCCAGGGCCUUGCUAGCCAGGGGGAAGGCGAGGAAACUGGCCGGCGACAGGUUGCUUGAGAAGGCCCACCAAGAUUUCCAAGCUGCUUUGAACUUGGAUCCGUCGAACCGAGAAAUCCAGCAUUUAUUCCGAAGGGACAGGCGUAUACACUUUGUGGACGAACCCGCCUCACAAAGAGCACCGCCGGAAAUCUGGGACCGAAUAGCGCAUCAUAUCCCCCGGUAUCAUCUUCGGACAUGGCUGUUCGUAUCUGCGUUCCACAGGGAAAUUGCCGUACGCAUUAUUUUCCGAACGGUCGAUCUCUACUUUGGCGACGACCAGGAGAACGUCACUCGAGGUUUGGAUUUUAUGGAUCGAGUGAAGGAGGACCCAGUAUUUGCGAGUCAGAUCAAGUCUUUGAGGAUACACUGGGCGUACGAAGAGUCCGAUGUUCUGGAUUUGAUGACCAGAGCCCUUCGUACGGCGCUCCCGAAAUUCAAAGAGCUCCGUGACUUUGAAUGGAUAGGGUAUCCCGAAAUGCGCGCAGACGUCGUGCAACACGUCCUUUCCUGCCACUCCCGCAUUCAAAGUCUAGGACUCAUCGGCUGGCAUUUCGACGCCGUCGGCGUUUCCGCCUUCAAAAAUCUCCACAAAUUCACGCUUCGGGCCGAAGAUGACGACGGGUUCGCCGACAUGGGGGAAGUGCGGAAGGUCCUUGACGAGAACGAGCACACCCUCAAACAUUUGAUCUUGGGUGCUUACCUUGCGCGAACGCAUUCCUGGGAUAGCACGUUCCAAAGCGUCACUAUCAAGAAUCUCACCCAUCUCGACCUGGUGGAUACUCGAAUUUCUCACGUCGUUUUGGCGCGUAUCGCACAUGCGCACAACUUGCAGAGUCUGACCCUGCAUGGAACCUUCGAAGAGCCUACUUCGGCUUCUGUGGUGUUUGCCAGCGACCACAUAUUGGAGGGAAAACACACAUUUUUGCCCCAUCUCGAGGCGUUCCGGUUUGUGUUAGUGGGGCACGACGAUGAACUGACACUAUAUCAGAGUGUAACUCAAUUCUUGAGGAAGCGUACGGGGCUAAGGAAAUUGGAUUUAGGGAGCUGCCCAUGGGACUUGGUGCUUGCCGUCCUUCCGGAAUUGGCGGGCCUGAGAGUGCUUGGGGUAAGGAUCGCGAACCUGAACCAGACGGCGGUCGAGGCACUAGUGCGAAGUAUACCCCCAUAUAUGCACGCGAUUCGGUUGUCAACUGUCGUGUCGGACAAAGCAUUGAACGAACAUUGCGGAUCCUUCUCGAAAUUCCCGUCGUUAUCGUUUCUCCACCUUCAUUGUGCGGCGAAACACCGGCCAAAGCCGAAUCUCAUGUCUGACAAGGAUUUCAAAGUGCAAACUGAUAUUUGGAACUCUUCCGCACGAAGUAUUGCCCUUUCCUUGCCAUCCUUGGAUUUCGUGGGGUGGCAUGGGGAGCACUAUGCGGUGGUGAGGAAUGAUGUUGGUGUGGAGUUGAAGGAACUCCCGACGCGCCGUCGACUGGAUUGUGGCAAAGGGGUCGAUCUGGGUGGGGAAGACACGGCAUGGUUGGAGAGGAAGGACGUCCCGAUGGAUUAUGAGAUACCUGGCCUAGAGUGA